Messenger RNA from Caenorhabditis briggsae, 165 nucleotides. The record is from RefSeq and is a predicted model, not a curated record. Bases 1 to 165 code for a protein of 54 amino acids. The transcript is spliced from 2 exons. NCBI's taxonomy places the organism in Eukaryota, Metazoa, Nematoda, Chromadorea, Rhabditida, Rhabditidae.
AUGGUUUUUGAGAUAUAUACCUCAAAAACCAUGCUAAAAUUCAGAAGACUAGAAACUGAAAAACUCAGAAAUCUGGAAAAAAUCAGAAAUUCAGAAAUUCAAAAUUUUCGAAAUUUCGAGAAAUCGAUAUCUCGAAAUGCUGAAAAUCGAAAAAAAAAUCUGUGA